AUGAACCAUGAAACAAGUCAUAACACCGCCUCCGACGAGCGACAAAAACGCAAAGCCGCUGAUACUCUAAUCGGUGAUGACGACGGUGUUAACCACUCUCAACCACAGCUCUUGUAUGCAUCACAAACAAUAAACAUACAACAACAACAACAACCAUCUGCUUCAAACGGUGAACCUUCCAUUGCUUGUUGUCAAUGUGUUAAUUGUAAAUGUGGAUGGCAUGAGGCCAUGACGACGAAGGCGACCACAACCGAGGGGGUUGAUCUUGAUUCUCUUCCUAUUGGGUACCGGUUUGUCCCUACUGAUGAAGAACUUAUUAUAGAUUAUCUUGAGAAGAAGAUCAAGAAUGAGUAUCUUCCGAAGACCAAGAUUAGUGAUGCUGAUAUAUAUGAAUAUCACCCAAAGGAUUUACUAGAGGAGUACCCGCAAGCCAUAGAAUAUGGAUGGUUCUUUUUCACGCCAAGAAGCAGGAAGUAUCCAAAUGGUUACCGGCCAGACCGACAAACUGGUUCCGGUUAUUGGAAAGCCACAGGUCCUGAUAGAAUUAUCAAAGCGAAUGACAAAACAAUCGGUCGAAGGAAGUCGUUGGUUUAUCAUGAAGGGCGUCCACCACACGGGAUUAAAACAAAGUGGAAGAUGCAUGAAUAUGUGACCGAAGGUUAUGUAAGAACCCGAUUAAACUCGAAUGACAAUAAGCUUGAUGAUUAUGUUCUUUGUAAGAUCUAUAUCAAUGGUCGUGUAGUAGCCGCUAAUAAUCUGGAUGAAAAUGCCACAACUAACGUUCGGGUGGAAAACGAGCAAGCUUUGGUUCCUCAACAUGCGUGUGUGGUCUCUAAUCAAGUCAAAAACGACGUGAUGGUACAAAAUUAUCAAACUAUGGGAUCUCUCUAUGACCAAAUGCCAUCUUACUUGAGGUCUCACUAUUCUUCAACAAGAUUUAACCAUGAAUACUCAUUGCAGCGUUCAUAUGUUGCACCGACACCUCAGCAGCCUCCUACUCCUCGUGGGCAGGUGCAUGCGGUGAUGUAUCAAUCUGGGUCGACUAGCAACCCAGUGCCACCACAGGUCGCACCGCCUUUUCAAGAAGGCGGUGCUUGUGACACUGGUCGCCUUUUAAGAGAAAGCAUUGAGCGCACGUAUGCGCUCAAUGGAAACGAUGAUUUUUUUGGCGGUAAUUAUGGGUUCGAGUUUGAUAAUGAACACAUAGAUGUUGAUGAAUGGAAGAAACAUAUAUGAAGUAGCAAAGGUUGAAGAGUCUAGGUGUUAAUGGAGAAUGGUGGUCAUAGGUUUUACUUAUGUAGAUAUUAGAUUACUUUUUAUUUGAGUCUUAUGAACUUAUUUUAAUUGUUUGGUGUCUUAAAAACUUAAACCUCUUAUCAGUAGAA
Messenger RNA from Helianthus annuus (common sunflower), 1385 nucleotides. Its product is annotated as NAC domain-containing protein 1. The coding region runs from base 1 to 1236 and encodes 411 amino acids. Gene Ontology annotation, biological process: regulation of DNA-templated transcription. Lineage: Eukaryota; Viridiplantae; Streptophyta; Magnoliopsida; Asterales; Asteraceae. The record is from RefSeq and is a predicted model, not a curated record. The transcript has 3 exons. Gene Ontology annotation, molecular function: DNA binding.